UGUCCAAACUUUUGACGGGUACUGUAUGAACUGUAACUCAGUAAAAUCUUUGAGAUUGUUACAUGUUGUGUUUUUAUUUUCGUUCACUGUAGGAGGAAAAAUGUAAAUUAGCCAUUACUAAGAAGUGUCCCGCACAUUUUUGACGUGGGCCAUAAACUCAUGUGUAUCCUCCACCAUGGACAGUGAUUUACAACACAACAGCUCUUUGUAAUCUGAGGCAGGCACAUGGUUAAAACGCAUGGACAUCAUUUCAAGCUUUUACAUGUUUCUGUGAAAUUUAGAAGAAGAACAAUUUGCACCGGCUGACAAAGCAUCUAUUAUAGGUUGUCCAUUUAAAGACUGUCCACAUGUCUAAACAUUUUAGUCCUGAAGUAUCCUACACCAUCUGCCUCUUCACAAGUGCAAAUGUAUCGAAUUGCGUUGGUCGUCAUGUCACUUCCACUGAUUCUGAGCCCCCAUGUUUUUGGGCUCGCGACAGACGGUUUGAUCCAUCUGAAAAACAUUGCAGGCAAGCUCAGCUUCAUUCAGAGGGAAGGAAAUGUGACUUAUCUGCGGGACAAGGAGCUGGCCACGGAAGUUCCAACCGAGACAAAGUUUGAACUGUUCGAUCCAAGGAACACUUUACGCUCCGCCAGAUUCACCUAUACCUGGGACUUCGGCAACGGAGAGGUGCUGAAGGGAUCGGAGCCGUCUGUGCACUAUAACUACUCAUCCUCUGGAAACUACACUCUGCAGCUGAGAGUAGUGACCCAAGUGAAUAAAACCUCUACUCCACUAACUGGGGUAUACAGCAUGGACGUUACAGUUUUGGACGCCAUCAGAAAUAUUGAGUUGAAGGGCCCUUUGAUUUUCCAGGUUUCCAGAAACAACAGUCUGGCUGUUCAUGUGGAUGGAAGUCCUCCCAUGUGGGUCUGUUGGAGGUUUCUACAGAACUGUGUAUCAGCAAACCCUACAGGCUGUCACCUGACCAUGCUGUAUGAGAACACCAUGAUACUGAACCACACCUUCACAGCUUUAGGAGACCACUGUCUGGACAUCAGCGCCCGCAACGACAUCAGCAAACUGCAGACCUCCUACAACAUCUUUGUGAGGAGAGAUUCCUCGAUUAACCUGCUCUUCAUCAUGAUGUGUGCUUGGAUCGUCUUGACAAUCCUUGCCUUCAUCAGUGUUAUAGCCUGUCGCCAUAAGAAAGGACCCAACAACAAACCACAGAUGUCUAAGUCCAGUAACGCCACUUACUCCAGCAUGAACAUGGAACUGCAGCCACAACAGGACUUCCCUGAUAUCAGUAGUGAUCUCUAUGUGUCCAGGCCAAAGAAAGAAGAGGUCCAACGCCUUCUACAGCACGGGACCAGAUCUGUCGCCAAAUCCUACCGCAACUAGUCUUCAUUUACACACUUUGAUUUGAGCUUUGUGUUGGACUGAUUCAGGUCAAAUGUUAAUAGUUUGCUAACAAUGUAUAGUUUGAGAUGAAAAUACAGUACCAGUCAAAAGUUUGGGUUGAGGUCGGGUGAUUGACGAGACCAGGUCAUCUGAUGCAGCACGCCAUCACUCUCCUUAUUGGUCAAAUAUCCCUUACACAGCCUAGAGGUGUGUUAGGUCAUUGUCCUGUUGAAAAAUGAAUUAUAGUCCCACUAAGUGCAAACCAGAUGGGAAGGUGUAUCGCUGCACAAUGCUGUGGUAGCCAUGCUGGUUAACUGUGCCUUGAAUUCUAAAGAAAUCACUGACAGUGUCACCAGCAAAGCACCCCCAAAUCAUCACACCUCCUUCUCCAUGCUUCACAGUGGGAACCACACAUGCGGAUGUAACAGUUGUUAAAGUACUUUGUGAAUUUCAUCAGGUUCAUAUAUUAAUAUAGCAUGUUGAUUUGUUAUAAUGCCUGCCUGCAUCCUGGAAUAGGGGAGUGUGUACUUACGAUUUGCCCUGCGUGCUCCAGCUCAAAUAAUUUUGAUGCACUAUGAGAGGUAGACACGCUUUUUCUGUCGUAUUCAGAAAAGUUUGACUCCUUUAAGCACAAAGUCAUACACCUAGUGUUUUGUUCAUGAAUAAUGGUGUAUACUUAGAGGUUACUCAUAAGUGGAUGGUAUUGUUAAGAUGCAAUUGUAAUUGUACUUUUUAGGAUGAUAUUAACAUUCUGAAUUCAACAUUGCCUGUGGUUACUAGCUAGCUAUUGUAUGUGUGAACGGUGGCUAGCUCGAAUUAUCCCAGUCCCUUGUAUUGUGCGUCUAUUGUAGAAAGAGGCGCCGAUUCGCAGAACAUAUGUGCUCUACAAAUGUUUUGUAUUUUCUUUUUGAUGCAGGUAUGUGGUUUCAUCUAUGUAAAAUAUAUGUUAUGUGUUGAUACAUAAUAAAGGA
Messenger RNA from Salvelinus fontinalis (brook trout), 2354 nucleotides. Its product is annotated as transmembrane protein 130-like. The coding region runs from base 406 to 1383 and encodes 325 amino acids. The transcript has 8 exons. NCBI's taxonomy places the organism in Eukaryota, Metazoa, Chordata, Actinopteri, Salmoniformes, Salmonidae. The record is from RefSeq and is a predicted model, not a curated record.